CCCGCCCCUCCCGAGUGUCCCCUUCUGGAGUCCAGCGUUGGGGUGAAGGAUCCACGCAAACAUGAACGCGCCGGGAUUUCUCUUUGGGCUGGUGCUGCCAUUAAUCUUGCGGGCCGAAAUCAGUGCAGGUGCUGGUUUUCGCUUUGCAUCAUACAUCAGUAACUACAUGGUGCUGCAGAAGGAGCCUGCAGGGGCAGUGAUUUGGGGUUAUGGCAUGCCUGGAGCCAUGGUGAAAGUGACCCUGGGCCAGGAUCAAGAAGCCAUCAUGAGCAAAGUGACCAGAGUAAAUGCAUACUCAAGUGCCUGGAUGGUGGUAUUAGAUCCUAUGAAGCCUGGUGGACCUUUUGAAUUGAUAGCACAACAGAGUUUUGGCUGGAAAAACUCCACCCUGAAAGUUCAUGAUGUCUUAUUUGGAGAUGUCUGGCUUUGCAGUGGGCAAAGUAACAUGGAGAUGACAGUUUCACAGAUAUUUAAUGCUACACAGGAGCUGUCUGACACUGCUGCCUACCAGUCUGUCCGCAUCUUCUCCGUAUCUCUCCUUCAGGCAGCGGAGGAGCUGGAGGAUCUGUCUAUGGUGGACUUGGACUGGUCUAAGCCCACCUCGAAGAACUUGGGCCAUGGAAAUUUCGAGUACAUGUCAGCAGUGUGCUGGCUCUUUGGGCGUUACCUGUAUGACACUCUGCAGUAUCCCAUUGGGCUGAUUGCCUCCUCCUGGGGUGGGACACCCAUUGAAGCAUGGUCAUCUGAAAGGACACUGAAAACCUGUGGGAUCUCUGGGAAAAGGUCCACUUCAUCUAGUUCUGUACGUGGUCCCCAUACUUCCUCUGUCCUCUGGAAUGCCAUGAUCCAUCCACUGCAUAAUAUGACUCUGAAAGGGGUGAUCUGGUACCAGGGGGAGGCCAAUAUGGGUUUUCACAGGGACCUGUACAAUUGCCUGUUCCCCGAACUCAUUGACGACUGGCGCCUGACUUUCCAUCAAGGCUCCCAGGGACAGACAGCGCGUUACUUCCCUUUUGGGUUUGUCCAGUUAUCUUCGUACUUGCGUGGUGCAACCCCAGAUGAUCAGUGUCCUGAGAUCCGCUGGCAUCAAACAGCUGACUUUGGUUAUGUCCCCAACCAGAGGAUGCCCAACACCUUCAUGGCUGUAGCUAUGGAUCUGGGUGACAGAAACUCGCCUUUUGACAGCAUCCACCCUCGAGAUAAACAGACUGUGGCCUAUAGGCUGCACUUGGGGGCACGCGCUGUGGCUUAUGGUGAGAAACUGAUGUUUCAAGGACCAAUGCCUGAGGACAUAGAACUCUUGGCUGACAAGGGGCUGCUCAACCUGACAUAUUCUCAGCAAAUCCAGGUGAAGAGGAAGGACGAGAAGAUAUUUACGAUCUCAUGCUGUGAUGACCAUCAAUGCAAGUGGCUACCGGCUCCCAUGGACACUUUCUCCACUCAAACCCUGACCUUGAACGUCAGGUCUUGUCACGGUACUCUGGCUGCUCUUCGCUAUGCCUGGACCACGUGGCCUUGUGAAUAUAAACAGUGUCCCCUGUACCAUCCCACCAGUACCCUGCCGGCUCCUCCCUUCUUUGCUCCCCUUGCGAAGCAGAUUCCUGAAGAACAUGAAAGGUUCCUAAAAAUUUAGUUGCAGAGUAUCUCAGACAUAGUGGGGAUCCUUCAUAUUUGGGCAUUUAGGAAUUUAAAUGAUGAAAACUUCUGUUUUUAAAGGAAAUGAAAGAAAGGUCUCUUUGGACAACUGGCUUACAAAUUGUUAUUUCUGUAUUCUGAGAUGAGUCAGGGCUGGCAGGUAAGUGCAGUGCUGGCAUUUUGUCCCCUCAUUAGGCCAGGACUGGGCUAAUUAUGAAUUGCAAAUUAAUUGAAGCUAAAUGGCGUUCAUUUCCGUCAUUAUUGGGAGUGCAAUGUCUGAUACUUUUGUUCCCUUACAUCCAGAAUUGUGGAAACUCAGAGUUGGAAGAGAUUUUAAGGCCAAAAAGGCCAACUAGUAUUUAUGUGUACUUUAUAAAAUCUGCCAGUUAAGUUUCCAUUCUUAACAUCCCAAGUUCUUCCUAUGGUGGAAUCAUAUCCUUCUGUUACACUGCAGUCUUUUGUUUGUGCUGUUGUGCUCUAAACCAGACAAUUCCAUUCCUCUAAUUUAAAUAAUAAUGGGAAAGUUUAAACCAGGAGCACAUUACAGGCAUUUUGGAAGGUGCAAAGAGACUGCAUGACUGGGUGAAGAGAAAGGGUGAGGGGCUGGUGGCUGGUGAAGACACCCAGGCUAGCAGUGACAGGAGUAUGUGAGUCACAGGCUUAGAAAACCAUGACAAUAGAGGGCACUGAGAAGCAAACAGGUCCUUAGAGUUUAUGAUAAAUCUCAGGCUCUUUCAAGUUAAGAGGUUUAAAGGAUAAUCCAGAAGGAAGAAAAGAGUGGGGCAGAGCUCAGAAAAUUAAUCUGGAUGGGACAAAUGUGAAAGGGAUUCUGUCUACUAAGAAUCAUCAUGUGGCUUAUUGAUUGAUUAGAAAUGGCUAGUGGCACUUAAUAAUUGUGUGUUGUCUAUUUGAAGCUGGAAAUCCUUAGUGACGUGUAUACAUUUAUAUCUGGUCAAAACUGGGUUAGGAAUGGGGCUUGCAAACUGUGCUUUGAAGCAUGAGAAAGAAGUAAGACUUAUCUAUAGGUAGCUUCCCUUCCUUUACUGUGGAUAAGAGAGUAAAAUAGGAAGGCAUCAUUCUCCACAUUUGUCUGCCACCCGUCCUGGUGUAGCUCCAAACAGCAGGAAGAACUGUCAUUGCCAGAAUUUUAUUUAGUAAAAAGUUAAAACAACUGUGCUGGCUGCAAGGAACUUUGGCUCCUCUCCUACUUGGACUGCUGAUAUGCCUGGUCUAAUGGGAUCAUGAAUUCAGUAAGAGACUCCUGUGCAUCCCCCUGAACCCGAUACACAUAAACCCAUAUUGCGUGUUCCCUUUUACCCCAGGAAGCUAGUGGGCAGUGUGAAAAACUAAGUUUAAAGUAGUGGACACAUAGAUCAAAAGCCACGUGACAUUUAUUUUUUUAAGUGAAACUUUUUUUUUUUAAAGAUUUAUUUAUUUAUUGAUACAAGCACUGGGUACAGUCAGAAACGCAGGAGGGUGAGAGAAUUCACCAGAGCCAGAGCGGGGAGUAGAGCAGGCAGAAGGACCGAAGUACACUGCUGAGGGGAGCAGCGGGCGGCAGGAGAGGUCUGUUGCGCCAUGUGGGACCCUCCCCCGGUGGCCGGGGAGCAGCCGGGGAUCGAACCGGUACUGCAGAGGCAGCAGGCAGCUUGCAACCCAGCGCUCAACCACUGCACCACCGGGGAGGCCCACGUGACAUUUAUUUUUAAUGACUGAAUACAACAUUCUAUGGGAAUUCAGUUUAUUUCCCAAAUGAAUAUAACUUUUUACUGUUGGAAAAAUGAAAUUUAUUUCGUCAAAGACUUGGACACUUAACAAACAAAAAUAUAAGAAGUAGAAAUCAGCUCCAAAUUGAUCAUUUAGAGAAAAACAAUUAUUUUGGGAACAUAUACUUGGUUUGUAUUCAUGGCAAUUUUGUAACCUGUGUCUUUUGACUUAUUCUAGAAAAGUACUUUUCCUUAUGAAAAUUGAAGAUAAAUUCAUGGUUGGUUUGUGGGAACCCCAUAACUUUAGUUAACUUGUCAUCAGUGGAUGUUUUUCUCCCAAUUUUUUACUGUUAAAUAAAUCAAUAUGGUAUUAACUCUUACGUGCAAACAUCCCAUCAUACUUAUUACCUUGGAGCCCUUAAUGUGGAAUAACAAGCUUAAGGAUGUUUAAAAUUUUCAUCCCUGUAUCAUAACCCUCCCAAAGGGUUAAACAGUUUACAUUCCCACCAAGGUACAGUCCCAAUUUUUCUCUCCACAUUGAAACUGGAUGUUGUCAAAAAAAAAAAAAUAAAAUCCAAAGAUGAAAACAUCUUUUAAGUAUAUGGAACAGUGUUUUUCAGGACAAUGAUCCAUAGUAAAAAUAAUUAUCCCACGUAUCCUCAUACGUGUGCAUUUGUGACACACACACACAUGCAUAUAUACACACAUUACAUUUAAAACCAAAAUGUCAACCUUUUGACAUGUCAUGCAUUCCAAUGUAUUCUAAUUGUUUUCAUUUUAAAAGAUGUAGGUCUUUAUUUCCUGUUUAAUAACCAAUGGGUUGAGAGCUAUAGUUUGAAACACACUGUAUGAAAGCUACAAAGUAAAUACUCUUCUUAAAGAAAACAGUCCACUUAUUAAAAAAAUUCAAAUGUCUUAAAAUAAAGCUCUCUUCUAUUAUGUUUUAAUCAGGCUAUAAUAGAAUACUUGCUAUAUGAUAAAAGCAGCACGUAUCAUUUCCGUGUUAAGUGCAAAUAUGUUCAGGCAAUUUAUGCAGAGGAAAAAAAAGGCAAAAAUAACCCAUUAAAA
Molecule: messenger RNA, 4409 nt
Organism: Talpa occidentalis (Iberian mole)
Lineage: Eukaryota; Metazoa; Chordata; Mammalia; Eulipotyphla; Talpidae
Gene: SIAE
Product: sialic acid acetylesterase
Exons: 10
Coding region: 62-1633 (523 amino acids)
Biological process (GO): carbohydrate metabolic process
Molecular function (GO): sialate O-acetylesterase activity
Source: RefSeq, a predicted model, not a curated record